Kwoniella shivajii is the source of this 624-nucleotide messenger RNA. RefSeq lists its product as uncharacterized. The transcript has 4 exons. The record is from RefSeq and is a predicted model, not a curated record. Lineage: Eukaryota; Fungi; Basidiomycota; Tremellomycetes; Tremellales; Cryptococcaceae. Bases 1 to 624 code for a protein of 207 amino acids.
AUGAUGUUCCCAACCAAAUUUGCCGUUCUUUCAACCUUUGUCGCCGCCGUCAACGCGUUGACCAUUAACACUCCUGCCUCGUUGAUCGAGUGUCAGCCCGCUUCAAUCACCUUCUCUGGUGGUUCUGCCAGUCCUUAUUACCUCUCCAUCCUUCCAGGUGGUCAACCCAGUGCUGCUGCUCUUGAGAACCUUCCUAACGCAGACACUUCUCCCGUCACCUGGACUGUUGACAUUGCUUCCGGCACCAACAUUACCAUCAAAAUCACUGAUGGAUCAGGUAACAUUGCCUAUUCAUCAGCUGUUGUAGUUCAAGCUGGAUCAUCUACCAGCUGUCUCGGUACAAACAGCGGUAGCAGCAGUGCAUCUGCUUCAUCUGACUCAUCAGCUACUUCAGCCGCCGCUUCAUCUGGUUCAACCGCAUCCGCCGCUUCUGGAUCUGGAUCAGCUACUAGUGCCGCAGGAUCAGCCGCAUCAGCUGCCAAAUCUUCCGGUACUGCCGCUGCUUCCGCCGCUGCUUCCUCAGCUUCCUCAGCUGCCUCAUCCGCUCUCCUCACUAAACAAAACGCAGGUGCCGCAGCUAUCAUCUUGGGUUUCGUAGCUUCCGCCAUGGCAGUCAUCGUAUAA